AUGGCAAAAAAUGACCUUACUAUAGAACAGUAUAAGACAAGAGUAAAUCAGUGGUUCCAGCUGGAUGAAAAUCGCCAAUCAAGGAAUUUACAGAUAGUAGACCCAAUCUUAAUAACAAGGGUAGCCGAAUUAGAAGAUUGGAAAUUCAAUCAUUUAUCAGGUGUUGAAAGGAAAGUUGCAAUAGGAAAUGUAAUUAAUAAUAAAGAAACUUCGGUAUUAGAAGUAUGCAGAGGAUGCGAACAUAAGGAAACUCGGGAGACAAAAUAG
Molecule: messenger RNA, 267 nt
Organism: Diversispora eburnea
Lineage: Eukaryota; Fungi; Glomeromycota; Glomeromycetes; Diversisporales; Diversisporaceae
Source: the annotation of a GenBank genome assembly